AUGUCUUCCACAGCAAGCUCAGCGCCCGGAGCUUCUAAUUCUGAUAACAAUUCAAAUGACGAUAACUCAAGCCCCACAAGCUCUCCCCUUCUAUUCUUUGUCGCUCUUGGGUUUGGGGUUGUCUUCACAAAUCUAUGGAUUAUUGUUGGUGUGAAAUAUUGCUUUAGAUAUAACCAGCGCAAUCGUCAGUUACGCAGUGAAGAGACCGGCGAGCCAAUAGACUUGGUCGCAAUGCCGCGAACACACCGAAGAAGAAGAGAAAAGAAAUUGAUGACCAUGGACGAAGUAAACGAGCGAUUUCCACUUGUCAAAUACAAAGUGUGGAGGUCUUCCCGGGCAAAUGCAGGACUAUCGACUACUGGUGGUAUAUCGGCACCUGAUACGGGUCACACUCGAGAAUUCCGGGAAGAUCGGCAAUCCGUCGCAGCGAAAACUGUGUCGCCUGUGGCUGAGUCCGAGGUCAAAUCUCAUCAGAGGGUUGAUUCGACGCUGCUGCAGUCGCCGAAGCCUGUUGAUGAUGGUGUAUCGCUACCACAGACCGAAGAGAAAAGUCUAAAAGAGUUCACCCAGCCGAGCCACGCAUACUCCAGUGUUAGUUCGGACCGGAAUGGUUUAGAGCAAAGGGACCCAGACGAUCAUAGUAACCUACAAGAGGACGAUGAAAUAAUUAUUCCAACCGCUGUUGCUACAGACCUUGCCACAUGCCCUGGAGACUCGUGCGCCAUCUGCCUUGACAUCAUCGAGGAUGACGAUGAUAUUCGUGGCCUUACUUGUGGACAUGCAUUUCACGCCUCGUGCGUUGAUCCAUGGCUGACAAGCCGCAGGGCUUCGUGUCCGCUGUGUAAGGCAGAUUACUAUACGCCUAAACCCCGUCCCGACGCCGCUGAGCCGUCUGCCACGCCUGACCGUUCUGGUCGACGCAACACAACCAGAAUUGCUGCUCCAAACCAACCGCAAGCUGUUUUUAUCAGAGGGCGAGUUAAUCCAUUCCGGUCUCACACGGCAUCAUCCCGACCGCCUCCACAGAGACCUUCUGAUGUCGUAUCUAAUUCUUCGAGGCCAACCGGCCGCCGCUUUUGGGGAGCGUGGCCCCACUUCACACAAAGAACCCCGGAAACCGCUGAGGAGGACCGGCCACGAAAUAGGGGUUGGGGACCAGGGUUGCCGUCUCGAUUGUUUAACAUCCGCUUUCUUUUCAGAGCCAGAAAUCAAGAUUCUGCAGCAACCCCCAACACUUCUCCAAAUACCCCACAAACCCCUAGCCAGCUGGAAGCCGGGCAAACCCACUGA
This is a messenger RNA of Aspergillus puulaauensis, 1290 nucleotides long. RefSeq lists its product as uncharacterized. The transcript is spliced from 2 exons. Gene Ontology annotation, cellular component: cytoplasm. The coding region runs from base 1 to 1290 and encodes 429 amino acids. NCBI's taxonomy places the organism in Eukaryota, Fungi, Ascomycota, Eurotiomycetes, Eurotiales, Aspergillaceae. Gene Ontology annotation, biological process: ubiquitin-dependent protein catabolic process. The record is from RefSeq and is a predicted model, not a curated record. Gene Ontology annotation, molecular function: ubiquitin protein ligase activity.